Molecule: messenger RNA, 1650 nt
Organism: Habropoda laboriosa
Lineage: Eukaryota; Metazoa; Arthropoda; Insecta; Hymenoptera; Apidae
Gene: wcd
Product: U3 small nucleolar RNA-associated protein 18 homolog
Exons: 7
Coding region: 109-1650 (513 amino acids)
Biological process (GO): rRNA processing
Cellular component (GO): Pwp2p-containing subcomplex of 90S preribosome; small-subunit processome
Molecular function (GO): protein binding
Source: RefSeq, a predicted model, not a curated record
UUGAAGUGUGGGCAGAUAAAGCUGCGCUAAAAGUGCGUUAUAUGUAAUUAAUUAUUUGAACGUGUUUCAAAUUGUACUAAAAAGAUUACAAAAAAUAGUGAGUUCACUAUGCAGACGAAUAAAGUAGAAAAGGAGAAGUUAGAAGUGAAUAAAGAAUUUAAGAAAAAGCGCAUGGUUUCAAAAACGUUGUAUGAUCAAAAAUUUACUGCACCUUUAAGAAAAAAGCGCAAAAGUGUAUACGAUCCGAUAGAAGAGGCUAGGUUAGAAAGAAUCGUAUUUGGUGAUCCAAGUGAUAUCAUAAAUAACUUAUCAAAUGACAAAGAUUUUGACGAACCGAAUGUUAACAAAAGUGAUAAGGAUUCCCCUACAGAUAAUAAUAUUAAUAAUGAUUCGAGCACACACAAUGAUACUUGUGAAAGAGAUUGCAAAAAGGCAGCAUGGAUUGAUGAAGAUGACACACAAUAUUCAGUACAAGAUGCUGCAAAAGCACAAAAUCGUCGAUUACCCAAUGAUGUACCAGAGAAAUUAUAUAAAGAUUUUUUGCAUAGCAAAUAUAAGCAACUUGUAGGAACUCCAAAAUGGGCUGAGCUCAAAACAGUUGACACAGAGUCUGAUGACUUGAAUAAUGAAAUAUUAAAGCAUAGUUGCCAUUUGGAAAAACCUAAAGUAAAAAAUUUGCCAAGUAGUAUAAUUGAUAUAAAAGCAUUGUCACUAAUUAAUAAACAAACGCAUACAGAGGGGCCUGUUGUAACAAGUGUUGAAUUUCAUCCAUCUUCUACUGUAGCCUUGGUUGCUGGUACAUCUGGAAUUUUAUCUCUUUUUCAAGUGGAUGGUAUUGAAAAUAACAAACUGCACACAAUGCAGUAUAAGAAGUUUCCUAUUAGUAUUGCAAAAUUUUUGAGAGAUGGUACAGAAGUAUUACUUGGUUCGCAGUAUUAUCCACAUUGUCAUUCCUAUAAUUUAAUAAGUGGGAAAACAUGUAAAAUACUCUUACCACAUGGAAUUACUAAUAUGCAGAAAUAUGAAGUAUCUCCAGAUGGAAAAAUGUUAGCACUUUGUGGACGAUUAGGUGACAUCUUCUUAUUAACAAUUUCAUCUAAAGAGCUUAUUGGUACUUUAAAGAUGAAUGCAAGGUGUAGAUCAUUGUGCUUUACACCAGACAGUAAAACACUUAUUACACAUGGUGAUGGUAAUGAGAUGUAUAUUUGGGACAUAAAUAGUCGCGUAUGCAUUCAUCGAGCAAUAGAUGAUGGAUGUUUGUCCUGUGCGUCUAUCGCGAUGUCUCCAAGUGGACAAUUUUUAGCAACAGGUAGUAAAGAAGGUGUCGUUAAUUUGUAUGAUACGAAAACAGUUUUAGAGAAACGGAAUCCUGUUCCUUUAAAAAUCGUUUUGAAUUUCGUAACAUCGAUUACUAAUUUAAAAUUUAACCCCUAUUCUGAAAUCUUAGCAAUGGCUUCAGAUAAAAAACAUAAUGCGUUUAAAAUGAUGCAUUUACCAUCAUGUACUGUCUUUUCCAAUUUUCCGACAUUUCAAACAAAUAUAUCAAUGCCAGAAGCCAUUGACUUUUCACCAGGUAGUGGUUAUUUAGCAAUUUCCAACAAAUCGAGCAGUGCUUUUCUGUACAGAUUAAAACAUUAUGGAAAUUAUUAG